UGGAUACUAUAUUGGUUUUCUAGGGCUGUUGUAAUAAAGUAUUAUAAACUGAGCAGCUUAAAACAACAGAAAUUAUCCGGGCACAGUGUAUCAUGCCUGUAAUCCCAGUACUUUGGGAGACUGAGGGCGGGCAGAUCACUUGAGGUCAGGCGUUUGAGACCAGCCUAGCCAACAUGGUAAGAUCCUGUCUCUACUAAAAAUACGAAAAUUAGCCAGGCAUGGUGGCAGGUGACUGUAGUCCCAGCUACUUGGGAGGCUGAGGCAGGAGACUCACUUGAGCCCAGGAGGUGGAGACUGCAGUGAGCCAAGAUCAUGCCACUGCACUCCAGCCUGGGUGGCAGAGGGAGACUCCACCUCAAAACAAACAAGCAAAAACAGAAAUGUAUUCUCUCGCAGAUGUGGAGGCUAGAAGUUAGAAAUGAAGGUAUCAGCAGGACCAGCUUCCUCUGUAGGCCCCUUGGUUUCUUGUUCUAGCUUCUGGUGGUUGCCAGUCAUCCUUGGUGUUUCUUGGCUUGUAGAUGCAUCACUUGAAUCUCUCUGCCUCCAUCAUCACAUGGCCUUCUUCCCAAGUAUUUUAUCUGCAUCUUCAAAUAUCUCUCUCCUUAUCAGAUUACCAGUCAUUGGAUUUAGGGCCCACUCUAAUCCAGUAUGCCUUCAUUUUAACUUGAUUACAUCUGUAAAGGCUCUCAAAGAAGGUCACAUUCACAGGUACAGGGGAUUCAAACUUUAACAUAUAUAUUUGGUGGGGUGGGGACACAAUUUAACUCACAACAGGUAUGACAGAUAACUUUGGGAGGAGAAGCACCUGGUGAAUGGGUAGGAAGGGAGGGGUCAAUCAAGGUAACCAAAGAAAAAAAUAAAUGAGGAUGGGAAAGAAUACAGUAAAAAUACCUUCAUAAGAAUAAAUUGCCCUGUUAAUAUAAAAUUCUGUGCAUGUGUAUGAAUAAAUUAGAAUAAAGAGCUAGCUCUGUAUUAAUUUGUAGGCAUAACAUUCGAUAAUUCUUUUAUAUGGUUUAUUGUGUGCCAGGCACUGUUUUAAGCACUUUCCAUACAUUAACUCCUUUAAUCCUUAUGUCUCAACCCAUGAUAUAGGUACUAUUAUUAUUACACCCAUUUUACUGAUGAUGAAACUGAGACAUAGAGAGACAUAGCUAGUAAAAUGGCUGAGCCAGGAUUCAAACCUGAGCCAUCGGGCUUCAGAAUCUGUGCUCUUAAUCACCUUGGCAUAUGUAGUAUGACUCUGUUCUUCAGAAACUAAAACAAUAUAUAUGUGUACAAAUGCAUAUGUAUACAUUUAUAUUUUAGAAGACAUAAAAUUAAAGUAUCAAGAUCAAAAAUAAAAUCUUGGAUUCUAACCAGCUCUGUCAGGGCUCACAGACAAUGAAUGAUAAAUAUUCUGGUUGGCCUAUUUUGUGUCAUAUACCCAGAUGCCCAGACUAGGUUUUUUUGGGGGGAGAAGGAGGGGCAUCAGUGCUUGGACAUUCUUGUCAGAGUCAUGUGGAGUGGGUUACUUAAAGGAAAGAGAUGAUCUAUUAUCAGAGGUAGGAGGAGAUGGCAGCUGACGGACUUGCAAAAACUAUAACUAGUCUGUCUCCUUGAACCUCAGUGUAACCUUCCCUACCUUUUUCUUAGAUGUAAACAGCAGAGCAGCUGAAGGUCCUUCACUCAUCAAACAAAAAGAAGGUAUGGCCCAAGGUGAAGAGAAAGGCUAUAGGGAAACCCUCCCCAAAACAUCACACCCAUUUUCCCAUGCCCUUUGUUCAGAAAAUAAUUAAUUGUGGAAAUGAGAUCUGUUGCCUCCCCACUUCCCCCAGCCCAGACCCGACAACAAUGGGGACCCUGUCUCUACUUCCUACAAGUCCACCAGGGGCAAAUUACCAUUUGGGGUUAUUUAAUGGUGUAAUAGGAGAAUCUGCUGCUUUUAGUUCAGGGGUGUCCAAUCUUUCAGCUUCCCUGGGCCAAACUGGAAGAAUUGUCUUGGGCUGCACAUAAAAUACAUUAACACUAAUGAUAGCUGAUGAGCUUAAAAAAAUUUGCAAAAAAAACCCAAAACCUCAAUGUUUUAAGAAAGUUUAUGAAUGUGUGUUGGGCCACAUUCAAAGCCAUCCUGGGCCACAUGAGGCCCAUGGGCUGUGGGUUGGACAAGCUUGAUUUAGAUCAUCUCGUGAUUUUAGGCUCUGCCAGUGUGGGGAUUAUCCCACCUGCAGGGAUUAUGUGGUGCUCUAGGAUUAUCUUGGGUUUGGGGUUGAUCCCCCCACAUGGAAGGAUUGUCUGGUGGUGCUAUCGGAUUAUCUUGGUUUUAGGGUUGAUCCCUCACAUGGAAGGAUUCUCUGCUACUUUGAUGUUCCUCAUGACCCGGUGCCGCCUGUUCUAUAGUAUCAACGUGUAAGUCCUUGACUCAGACCUAAUUCAAGGUAGGUUAAGGUGUCCUCCUGUCUACCAGUUCCUGUUUCAGGAACUUGGGAUGACCUUGUGAAGGGUAGGAAGUUUCUAUUUUCCUUUGAAGUGCUGUUCCAAGAGGUAAUAAUAGUGGAACUUGAGUUUCAGCAGUUGAUGAGAAUGGUGGCCCCUGUGUCUAAGAAGUAUGAGAAUUACAAUAUUGGGUAGCAGAGACUGAUAAAGAUGGUGAUAUAGGUUGAGCAUCCCUUAUCCAAAAUACUUGAGACAGAAAGUGUUUCAGGUUUGAUUUUUUUAUUUUGUAUUUUGGACUAUUUUCAUAUAUAUAAAAUCAGAUAUUUGGGGAUGAGACCCAAGUCCAAACACAAAAUUCAUUUGUUUUCAUUUCAUUUAUAUAUGCCUUCUACACAUAGCCUGAAGAUAAUUUUAUACAAUAUUUUUGUGCAUGAAACAAGGUUUUUUGUUUGUUUUAAGACAGGGUCUCACUCUAUCAACCAGGCUGGAGUGCAGCCUCAACUUCCUGGGCUUAAGCAAUCCUCCCACCUCAGCCUCCCUAGUAGCUGGGAGAAGAAGCAUGCAUCACCAUGCCCUGCUAAGUUUUAAAUUUUUUUAUUGUAGAGAUGGGAAUCCCACUAUGUUGCCCAGGCUGGUCUCAAAUUCCUGGGCUCAAGUGAUCCUCCUGCCUUAGCCUCCCAAACAGCUGGAUUACAGGCAUAAGCCACUGUGCCCAGCCCCAUGAAACAAAGUUUUGACUGCAAUCUAUCACAUGAGAUCAAGUGAUGGAAUGAAAUUUUUCACUUCUGACGUUACGUCGGUGCUCAAAAAGUUUUUGAUUUUGGAGCAUUUCAGAUUCGAGAUUUUUGCAUUAAGGAUGCUCAACCUGUACUUGUGUGCCAAUGUCUGAUGGGAAUGGUGGCCCCCUGUUUCAGGGAGUGAAGGCAAUGAUGGAUCCUGAGUUCUGGAUAUUUGUAGGAAUUGCAGUAGAUGAGUCUUAUGUGCUGAGAGAUUUGGAGCCCUGUAUUUCAGAGAAUGAAGGAACCAGUGGUCCCUGUGACUUGCUAACUGAUGAGAACAGAACAGAGGCCUUAUGUUUCAGAAACUAAUGGGAAUUAUGGUCACUGUUCCUGGGGGGCUUAAGCAAGUCCCAGCCUAAUCCACAAGUCAUUUAUUAUUCACUCAUCUCCUCAUUCAUUCACUUAGCAAACAUUUUCCUGAGCCCCUGCUCUGAGCCAUGCCUGGGUGGAGUGAUAUUGAGGACACAGAAAUGACUCAGACCCAGACUGUGCCCUCAGUAAAUUCCCAAAGACAGACCCAGACGUAGAAAAUCACAACACAACAGGAUCAGGGCCAGGACAAGGACUGUGAUGUGGUGCCUGUCCUGAUCUGUCUACAGGGCAUCCAGGGUGAAUGUAGAAUGACAGUAACUCUAGAUCGUAAGUGAAAGUGAGGGGUCUGACAAAGGGUCCUUCUUAAUCAUACAUGAAUUUGUGUGCAUGACAAGUUUAAAUGUACCCAGUGUCAAUCCUUAGAAAUAGCAUAUUUUCCCAGAGCAAGCCCACCCCAAAGAAGGAGCCAGAGAGGCCUGGGUUUGAAUCUCUAGCUCCAUCACAUACUUUGUGAGCUUGGGCAACUCGCUAUUCAGAACUGCAUCCUAUUCAGUAUUCCAUCCUUACAAUUGGGAUAAUAAUAGUUUCUAAUAAUAAGGUUUCUGUGUAAUCAAUGAUAUAAUGUAUAACAAAUACUCAUCCCAGGAACUGGCUCCAAGUAGUCAUUCAAUAAAGGGUAUCUGUUGUCAUUAUUAUUAUCCCAUUGUUAGUAAUUAUCAACAAAUUUUAAAGGAUCUAGAAGUAAGCAUUUAUCGAAUAUCUGGGUUUAGAGGCUUAAAAGCAUUGGACAAAAUCACUUUAAAAAUCAGCAAAUUUGGGCCAGGUGUGGUGGCUCAGCCAAGGUGGGAGGAUCACUUGAGGUCAGAAGUUCAAGACCAGUCCAGCAAACGUGGCAAAACCCCAUCUCUACAGAAUACACAAAAAUUAGCCGGGCCUGGUGGCGCAGGCCUGUAGUUCCAACCACGUGGGAGGCUGAGGUGGGAGAAUGGCUUGAACCUGGAAGGCAGAGGUUGCAGUGAUCUGAGAUAAUGCCACUGCACUCCAGCCUGGGCAAUCCGUCUCAAAAAUAAAUACAUACAUACAUACAUACAUACAUACAUACAUACAUACAUACAUAAGCAAAUCUGUAAAUAUCAAUAUGCAUAACCAUUAGUUUCUUGACAUAAAAAACCUCCCAAUCUCCCAAUUAACUGAAUACACUAGGAAUAAAUAGAUGAAUACAAUGGAAUAUUAUAUCACUAUUAAAAUGAAUGAGGAGGUUCUAUAAGCCUAGAUAUGGGAGGAUCUUUGGAUAUCAUGUAAAAAAAAAAAAAAAAACCAAGGUGCAGAAUAAUGUGAUCCUAUCAGGGGACAGAAAAGAGGAGGGUGGUAUAUAUGUGCAUAGAUGUAUAAAAUUCCUCUGGAAAGAUACAUAAGAAAUUAGUGAAUAUAUGCUGUCCCCAGAGAGGAGAACUGGGUGGCUGGAGGAUAGGGAGGGAGGGAGAUGCACUGUUGAAAGCCCAGCACCAUGCAUCCUGAACGUUUUCCCUGGCUCUUAAUGUCCACUAAGUUCUCAGAUGCCCACAGCAUCUCUCUCCUCUACCCUCUUCUUCCUCCUAGUUCCCCAUUGAAAGCAACUCCUGCCCCAUCCGUUCCUGGGCCAGACUCAGGGAGUUGUAGUUUUCCUACCUGUUUCCCGCCCACAGGUUCCUGUUCUCUGCCCCCAGUGCCCAGCAGUCUCCAGCCAUCUCCAGCUCCUCACAUUCCUGCCCCACCCCUUCCUCUCUCCCCAGGUCCUAGCCCGCAAACUGCAGGGAGGGGGCCUCCUCCCCAGCCUCCACCCGUCUCUCCCCCUCCACUCCACACAGCCUCAGCGGGGUCUGACAUUCAGCUAUAACCGUGUCCCCGCCCCUUGCUCACAACCUUCCAGGGCUCCCUGUCACCCUCAGAAGGCUAAGUUCCCAGCCUGGCCUGAAACUCCCUAAGAAUCUGACCCCGCCCGCUCGCCCCACCAGCCUCAUCUCCUGUGCUCCUUGGCUCCUGGCUUCGGAGGCUCUAGUCAGACUUAAGGGCUUUGUUGUCCUCCCAGCACCUCCUUGGUUUCCUGCCUUGGGCCUUCGCUUCAGCUGUGCCCUCUGCCUGGAAGGGCCUUAGUGGAGGUCAUGCCACAACCACGCCUUCUCUGGAGGUCCUCUCUGCCGUCUCCAGCUGCCAGGAUUCCUCCCGCCCUGGGCUCUCACAGCCUCUGGCCUCUCCCUGUGUCAUACCCAGAUCACCCGGGAUUGGGACUGUCUGCGGCUGGCUCUGUCUCUUCCAUCAGACUACUAUGAUGAGAGAAGCCACCUGCAUGACACCUUCACCCAGAUGACCCAUGCCCUGCAGGAGCUGGCUGCUGCCCAGGGAUCCUUUGAGGUUGCCUUCCCUGAUGCUGCGGAGAAAAUGAAGAAGGUCAUUACACAGCUUAAAGAAGCCCAGGCUUGCAUCCCUCCCUGCGGUCUCCAGGAGUUCGCCCGGCGUUUCCUCUGCAGCGGGUGCUACUCUAGGGUCUGCGACCUCCCGCUGGACUGCCCAGUUCAGGAUGUGACAGUGACUCGGGGCGACCAGGCUAUGUUUUCUUGCAUCGUAAACUUCCAGCUGCCAAAGGAGGAGAUCACCUAUUCCUGGAAGUUCGCAGGAGGAGGUCUCCGGACUCAGGACUUGUCCUAUUUCCGAGAUAUGCCGCGGGCCGAAGGAUACCUGGCGCGGAUCCGGCCGGCUCAGCUCACGCACCGCGGGACGUUCUCCUGCGUGAUCAAGCAAGACCAGCGCCCCCUGGCCCGGCUCUACUUCUUUCUUAACGUGACGGGCCCGCCCCCGCGGGCGGAGACAGAGUUGCAGGCCUCGUUCCGGGAAGUGCUGCGCUGGGCGCCGCGGGAUGCCGAGCUGAUCGAGCCCUGGAGGCCCAGCCUGGGCGAGCUGCUGGCCAGGCCCGAGGCUCUGACGCCCAGCAAUCUGUUCCUGCUUGCAGUCCUCGGGGCCCUCGCAUCAGCGAGUGCGACAGUGUUGGCGUGGAUGUUCUUUCGAUGGUACUGCAGUGGCAACUAACAAAGGUAUCUUUCCUCCUUCCCUAUCCUAUUUCCAUCCUGAAAAUAAAGAAUAUAUUUCAACUCUA
This is a messenger RNA of Homo sapiens (human), 6633 nucleotides long. It is a transcript of the gene SPACA6, whose product is annotated as sperm acrosome associated 6. NCBI's taxonomy places the organism in Eukaryota, Metazoa, Chordata, Mammalia, Primates, Hominidae. The transcript has 9 exons. Gene Ontology annotation, cellular component: acrosomal membrane; acrosomal vesicle. The coding region runs from base 5847 to 6566 and encodes 239 amino acids. The record is from RefSeq and is a predicted model, not a curated record. Gene Ontology annotation, biological process: fusion of sperm to egg plasma membrane involved in single fertilization.